Molecule: messenger RNA, 4975 nt
Organism: Megachile rotundata (alfalfa leafcutting bee)
Lineage: Eukaryota; Metazoa; Arthropoda; Insecta; Hymenoptera; Megachilidae
Product: Rad, Gem/Kir family member 2
Cellular component (GO): plasma membrane
Molecular function (GO): calcium channel regulator activity; GTPase activity; GTP binding
Source: RefSeq, a predicted model, not a curated record
CUCAUCUACCUGUCGAAAAUGGCGACUAAUAGCCCCGGACAAUCGAUACACCUGAAGUCGCCCCGUAGCCCUCGUCAGCUACCGCAGUUGCCACAAAUCCCGAUCGGAGGCCAGAGAAGUCCCACGCAACUGUCGGUGGUCAAGUCACCGGGAACUCCGUUGGUCUUCGAGUUCCCGCCGGAGUAUUAUCCGGAAACACCCAACACGAAUUUUGACUUUGAACAGUUUGGCCGAGCGAACGAGGUAGAUCGAGCACCAAGAAGUCCCAGUUAUUACGUUCGCCAGGGAUGCAGAAGUCCCAAGAGUCCGAAUCCGGACCUGUUGCAUUCUCCCGGUCGAAAGUCGCCGAUCUUCCAGUUCUGCGAGACCAGAAAGAACCUGGGGAAGACCAUGAGCUAUCCACCGAGGAGUCCCGUGUCAGGGUCACCCAUAGUCCCAGUCAGGUCACCCAGUUCGAGCAGUUUCGGGUCGAAGAGCCCGAAACUCUUCGAUCAUCGCAGGAACUCCUGCUUCGGACUCAGCGGAUCUAAGAGUCCCAUGUCGCCCACUAUUGUCACCUCCUCGAUCCAUGGGUCAACCAGUCCGAAACACUGCGAGACGAAUAUGGAGAAUAAUUUGAAUUAUAAGAAUGGGUCGAGGAGAUCGUCCGUGGAAGGCUCGUUUAAGGAGAAGAGUAGUCCGAUAGAGAAGAAAGGUAGCAAGAAGGGCCACCUGAAUCGAAGUCAAGGAUGCCUGGACGAAGCCGGGAACAGUCAAGGUAAACCGAAGGAAGAAAACUAUGAAAAGGAAGAGAAGAAUAUAGCGAGGAGGUCGACCAGUGACUUGACGGAAAUUGAAGACGCUGACACGGAAGUGACGAUGCUGUCCAGUCCCAGAAGAAGGGGCUCCAUGAAAGGCGGUCUUGCUUAUCUAGCGUCCAGACGAGGCUCGCGCGACAGCCAGUGUUCCAAUUUGUCGAACGUCAGCAACGAGGAUUUGGGUCCGUUGAAUUUCACAGCUCAUCCACGUGGCAGGCAACGGAGGACCUCGAACUUCUUGGAGCUACCUGUGCCGGAUCACAUUAGGCCACGCGUGCACAGUUUGCCAGAAAAAGCGUACAACCCACGAGCCGGGGACGACCUCUACAGACUUCGGGCAUUCAGCAUCUCGCGUAAAGGUGUCGUUAAUCGGGGUGAUUCGAUUAUUUCGAGACGAAGCAGGAGCAACACUUCUGUCAACAGCAGCAGGAACAGCAACGUCUCGGGCGAAAGGUCACCGUUCGAGGGCUCAUGUUGCAGUGGUCAGGGUGUCGGAGCAGACAGCACAGAAAGCGAAGACAUGGAGGACAUUCCGAAGUACAGAGUAGUAUUACUAGGUGAUUCUGGAGUUGGUAAAACUGCGCUUGUUUCGCAGUUCAUGACCAGCGAAUAUAUGAACACCUAUGACGCCAGUUUAGACGACGAGUUUGGCGAGAAGACGGUCUCCAUCUUGUUGGACGCAGAAGAGUCAGAAAUGGUGUUUAUCGAUCACCCCUACGUGGAAAUGAGUGUGGAAAAUUCUUUGUCCACGUACGAGCCGCACGCCUGCAUCGUCGUUUAUUCCAUCGUGUCGCGCACCAGCUUCCAGGUUGCCGAGGAAAUACUGAACUACCUGUGGAGAGAGCAUUACACGCAAGAACGAUCCGUGAUCGUUGUAGGAAACAAGUCUGACCUCGCGAGAAGUCGCACAAUUUCCACAAACGAGGGCAAGCAGCUGGCAACGUCGAGAGAAUGCAAGUUCAUCGAAACGUCCAGCGGGAUACAACACAACGUGGACGAGCUUCUCGUGGGCGUACUCAAACAGAUACGGCUUCGAGAGACUCGCGACAAGAAGCUGAAACGACAGGGUAGCAAGGGGAAGUUUCUCUCGAAACUACACGGCAGCAAGACCGCACUCAGCUUGAAUCUGACCAGGGAAAUACUGAACAGAAUGUGCUUGAUCGAUAGUAAAAGCAAGAGUUGCGAGAAUCUUCACGUACUCUAAAUGUGACUAAUGCGUUCGCUACUUGAUCUUUCGCUAACAGGAUUGAAAUUGUAGCACGUCAUUAAAAUUAAACGAGUAAAACGUGUAAACCGCACAUGUUAAAUUGCUGAAAAUACAGCAAUGGGCAAGCUUCCAAACGGUAGCGAACUUGUUAACACGUCAACUACUAAGUCCACUAAUUGUAGACAAUUAUCAUUUUUCCCUGUUUAAUGCAUCAAACGUUCUUUUCCAACCGACAGUUUCCACAUAACAUUUUAAUUGACGCAGUAAUAAAAAUGCAGUACAUAUAAUUAUAACAACGGGAAAUUUAAAUUUCAAAUCGUCAACGAAAGCCAAGGGUUAAAUCCUUCCUGAACGUUUCUCGUAAACGCGGGAGGUAAUGGUCAACGCGCAGUUUGAGCAUCCCAUGAUCCGUUUUAUGUUCAUGCUUUUCAAUUACAGAAAUUUUAUUGAAAUCGUUGGACGAUGUCGUAGAGAGUUUAACGCUUUCGGUUACGAUCGGAACGUCGUUCAAGGAUCGUUACUCGCGACGUGAACCGAUAUUUCCGGAAAAUAAAAUCUCGUGCAUGGAUGCAUAGUCUUUGCCGUAUUCGUUGACGCGUUCUGACCACGCUGUUUUAUCUCUUAUCGAUUUCUCGCCGUUCUUUCCGCCUAACGAAUUCGAGCCUACGCGUGUCCCAGAAAGAGGAUGGACGCGCAAACAGGGUAGCUUUUACCCUUCCGAUCACACCUGUCCUUCGAAUAAUAUUUGCUCGAACUUCCGAACCGCUAGGUAAGUAAAUAUCCGCUUACAAUCGAAGAAAACGAGAAACACGAACUCUGACGCGUGUAUGGCUUCGAUUUGCAAGGGUUCGUGAUUCGCGUGAAGGCAUCGCAAAAAUUACCGUUUCAAAGUUUAAUAUCUUGCGGCAUAAAUUGUUAUGACGCUUUGGAAGAUUAGCUUAAAAUAAAAUUAAUUUUUGGAGACGACGCUGAGUCCCGUUAUAUGGCCCUUGAGGCUGCUACUUCUAAGAACUUUUUUAUCAAAUAUUAAAUUUUCUUAUAAUGUUAUCAAGAGAUCGAUCUUGCCCCUUUCAGAAAUUUGUGCAAGAAAUAUUUUUUCUUAAUAGUCAAAAUUUUAUUCCCAUGUUCACUGGAAUUCUUUCAUGAUCUCAAGAACAAACUGGAAGUCAAAUAAUCCGAAGAAUUGAUUUUGAAUGCGUCGCAAUUGGAGUUCGACGCGCGCCAGACCUCGAAAUUAGAAUCGAGGACAAAUUAAUCGCGCGGACAGCACGGGAGAAUUUGGCGGCUGUUUCGAACGCGAUUCGAUUAUUUAUUAGGAUCUAAUGGUUGCCGUUUGUCUCUUGCUCUCAAGUGGCAGCGUUCAUUUAUAUGCAAGGUCUGGUCCAAAAUAUUGAUGCUCUUUUACCACAAUCUACAAUAGAACGCAAAAAAUAAUACUCGUCCGAAAUUCAUCACUUUGGAGUCAAAUCGAUUAAAAUAACAGCGUACGUCCAGGCAGACAAUGAAAAAGAGACUAAAGAGAUGGAGAGAAUUUUCCAAUAAUUGCGAUAUAGCAGCCUUCAAUUAAACGGUUCGUAUUAAUCGGCGUAAAAACGACAGCUACUUCCGGAAAUUGAUGUCAAGGCUCGCGCCAAAUUCGAUCGUUCGGUUGGCUCGAUUUUCAAAGCGUUUUCCCAAACGGUGGUCCUCGGACUAAUUAAUUAAACCGAGUGGGAGUAACAACGCGAAUGAUUAUUUCUUCAAAGCGCUCCCUUUCGCGGUAAUACGCGAAUCCGUCAUAAUAUAUUUCGCUUUGAAAGUCGAGCUAACGAGCGAGCCAACUGGACGCUGGUCUCGUCCAGUCUGCAGCGACGCUGGACGUCCCCAUCGCUUAGCGCGGCCCAUAAACGAUCCAAUAUCGUGUGUAAGUGUAUAAUGUAACGUAGCCAUUAAGUCUGUAUCGAAACGUUGGGUUAUUCCGAGGAUCGUAUGCGAAAUUGAUUAAUUACAAAAGUACAUAGAACGAAAGUCAUUAUCUCCGCAAUCGAUACUUCGAAAGAGAUUCUUUGAAUCGAACUUUUCUCGUUUGUCUUCCACGUUCUUGUCUGAUUUUCGACGCUUCGGCCGCGGAUAAAUGGGUAUCGUGAGGAUGCACGCAAUUCAGUCGAGUAGGGACGGCCUAAACACGUACGUACAAGACGAGAGACCUCUCCGUCGGUAUAUGUGCACGUAGACCUAUUAUAUCGUUAUUAUCGACGUUGUUUUCAUCGAGGCCACGAGAUUAUCGAUAACGAUAGCGAUCGUUAAAGCGACACGAUUGUUGAAUUAGAUAAGCGCUUCACAUAUCGAGCAACCGCUUAUAAAACUUGUAGAAAGUUCGUAUUUAAUCGUAAUCGUUAGACUAUACUUGUUCCAUAACGUUUAUUUGUAACGUUGUUAUUUCGCGUACUUCAGAAUUAAAAUAUCGCUGUAUAAUUUGCUGGCGUGUGAAACAAGAGACUAACAGAAUUGGUUUUCGUACUCCGCGUGAGUAAUGUACAGCUAUUCGUGUGUGUCGAAAACGUUUUGAAAAAAUCAUUUCUCAUGUUGUUCAUCACCCUACGAAGUUGCGGAUACCGAAGUUUCGAAUAACCCGAAAGGCUGGUCUAUUUUUAUAUACACACAAGUUCAUCCGACACGUUUUAUCACGACUUGUCGUUUAUGCGAUUGACGUUUUUCUACUGUAUAAAGAACGAUUCCGCGAGAAAAAUCGUGCAAGGGUGAACAUUUUUCCCUCCUUUUAUUCUGCCGGACAAAACAUUCUUAUCCAGUUAGUUGCUAAACAUAAUGGCGGCGAAACUUUGAGAAUGGCAUUGUUUAACGUUUGUUCGACAUAUCUAACGAUACUUCCAGUUCCCCCUUGCACGUUCAUACGACAAUCAACUUAUUUUAUUAUCUAUCGUUGUAACUCGAUGAUAUCUGUAGUAGAAUUUAGCAUUUGGUGUUUACGUCG